This is a messenger RNA of Labeo rohita (rohu), 2639 nucleotides long. It is a transcript of the gene ftcd, whose product is annotated as formimidoyltransferase cyclodeaminase. The record is from RefSeq and is a predicted model, not a curated record. Gene Ontology annotation, molecular function: folic acid binding; transferase activity. The transcript has 15 exons. Lineage: Eukaryota; Metazoa; Chordata; Actinopteri; Cypriniformes; Cyprinidae.
CUAAAACCAGUCCACAGGACAGGUUAAUUAUUCCAAAGAUACGUUUGCCGACGCUUUAUAGGUUGCACGUUUGGGAACCAGGGUAGUCAGCAGACAAGCGUGUGUGCAGAAAGUGUGUGUUUUCUCGCAGUCAUGGCUAAGCUGGUGGAAUGUGUACCCAAUUUCUCAGAAGGGCGUAACAAGGAGGUCAUUGACACCAUUGCUGAUGCCGUCUCUGCUACGGAGGGCUGCAGUUUGCUGGAUGUCGACCCAGGGUCUUCAACAAACAGGACGGUGUACACUUUUGUGGGCCCACCUGCGGCUGUCAUCGAGGGGGCACUGAACGCCGCCCGUGUCGCGUUUAAACUCAUAGACAUGACCAAACACUCAGGCGAACAUCCUCGGAUGGGUGCGAUGGACGUGUGUCCUUUCAUACCAGUGCAGAACGUCAGCAUGGAGGAGUGUGUACAGUGUGCCAAUGAAUUUGGCCAGAGAUUGUCAGACAUGCUGAAAGUGCCAGUCUAUCUCUACGGAGAGGCGGCUAGAAAAGAGAGCAGAAGGUCACUUCCCUCCGUCCGUGCUGGGGAAUACGAAGCAUUACCAGAAAAGCUUUGAAAAAGCGAAUGGGCUCCUGAAUAUGGUCCCGCCACCUUUGUGCCUUCGUGGGGCGCCACGGUCACCGGAGCCCGAAAGUUUCUCAUUGCCUACAAUGUGAAUCUUCUGAGCACAAAGGAACAGGCUCACAGAAUCGCACUGGAUAUUAGAGAACAGGGCCGUGGGAAAGAUCAGCCUGGGCUGCUGAGAAAGGUUCAGGGAAUGGGAUGGUACCUGGAAGAGUCCAACCUGGCUCAGGUGUCCACCAACAUCCUGGACUUUGAGGUGACGCCCAUGCACACGGUGUAUGAGGAGAUCUGUAGAGAUGCCAAGGAUUUGAAUCUUCCAGUGGUGGGGUCUCAGAUAGUCGGUCUGAUUCCUCUGAAGGCGAUGCUGGAGUGUGCCGAUUUCUACAUCCAAAAAGAAAAGCUCUUCGUUGUGGAAGAAGAGCACAAAAUCCGAUUGGUUAUCAGCAAAUUAGGGCUCGACUCUUUGGGGCCGUUUGUUCCAAAGGAGAGAAUCAUAGAGUAUAUGGUACGGGACAAUCAGGACAAUGGCCGGCUAGUGUCUCUGUCUCUACAGAAGUUUGUCCACAGCGUUGGGGCCAGAACAGCAGCUCCUGGUGGAGGGUCCGUUUCUGCUGCAAUCGCUGCUAUGGGUGCUGCUCUGGGCUGCAUGGUCGGUCAGAUGACGUACGGGAAGAGGCAGUUUGAAUCUCUGGAUGCGGAAAUGAGGAAACUCAUCCCUCCAUUUCAUGAAGCUGUGAACGACUUAUUACUAAAAGUGGAUGCUGAUUCAACAGCCUUCAACAGCUACAUGGCCGCUCUGAAAUUGCCCAAAGGCACACCUGAUGAAAUCAAAAGGAGGGAGGAAGCCAUGCAAGAGGGUUUGAAGGCGGCAGUGGGUGUCCCUCUGUCUCUGGCAGAGAGAAUAAACACACUGUGGCCCAUUCUCAAAGAGAUGGUGAAGUAUGGAAACGUGGCAUGUAAAUCAGACAUUCAGGUGGCAGCUAAAGCUUUGGAAACAGCCGUAUUUGGAGCGUAUUACAAUGUUAUUAUAAACCUGAAGGAUAUCCCGGAUGCUUCGUUUAGGGCUGCCACUGAAGCAAAAGUGUCUGCGCUGUUAAAGAACGCCAGAGAGAAUGCUAACGUAGCACUGCAGAUGGCUGACCAGCGGAAAUGAAGCAGACUGUAAUUCACACCAGAUCUAUAAAGACAAACUGAUACUAUAAAAUUCUCUGGUGCAUGACCUAUAGACUUCAUUGUAGGAGCAUCUCACUGUGUCGUUCCAAACCCGUAAGACACAAAUUAAGAUAUUUUUGAUGAAAUCCGAGAGCGUUUUGACUCUGGAUGAACUACCAAGUUCAAAAAAAGUAUUCUUGUAGCUUCAUAAAAUUACGGUUGAACCACUGUGUUUCCUAGACUAUUUUAUCAAUGUAGUUGCAUUGCUGUCUAUGCAAGGUCAGAAAGCGCUCAGAUUUCAUCAAAAAUAUCUUAAUCUGUGUUCUGAAGAUGAAAAGGUCUUAUGUGUUUGGAACAACAUGAGGGUGAGUAAUUAAUGCAGAAUUUUCAUUUUUUGGGUGAACUAUCAAUUUAAGGAUGGCUUUUUGGCAAAAACAAAUCUUGCAAACUUACACUAAAGGUGUGACAAGAAUAACAGGGUGCUUCUUUUGACAAUAAGCAAACAGCCAGAAGAUCAUAGCAACAACUUUUCAAUGCACUGGCAACCAACCAAAUAUUUUAGGAUAACAGCAGCGAGGUUUGCACAGACAAGCAGCUCUCAUAUUUCAAUAGACAAUCCAGAAAUACCUUUCUUGCCACUUCCAACAAACUAAUUUAAAGUGAGUGACAAUGUAAUAAGUGAAGCAAUUGCAGUGCAACACUUUAUAGGUAUGCAAACGAGCCUGAUAUUUUUCAUUAAUUAAAACAGAGUUGUGGUUUGUGGUGUCAUAUUCUGAAUAAUCUGACUCAUCCUGUGUCUAAAUCCAAGGUAGAUCUUAUAGUUGUAAUGAUUGGUCAUUAUGUACACUAACAUGCCUCCAAUAAACUGAUCAAAUAACCAACAGA